AUGGAGUGUCAGCCGAGGUCGUGCCACAAGCACACGCUGCUCCAGAUGUGGUGUGGUCUCCUCACCGUUUCCAUGGUGAUCAUGGCAGCUUUCCUGGCGUCACUCAGGCCGGAGUCGGAGGAGGUCAGCAUCACGGCGGUGUCACGCAAACCGUGGCAGCAUCACCCCAACUACCUGGAUCUGUUAGUGGGAUCAAACAUCCGAUUGUUGGACUGGACGGACGUGACAACGUCGGUGGGAGCUGGGGACGAGGACAAGAACGGCGUCUCGGCGCUGAAGCUGGACGGCGGCAACCAGACAGCCGCCUCCCAGAAGCACUUUCUGAAGUCCGAUGGAACCUCCUACAUCGAGCUGGUCAAAUCUCUGGACGGCGGCUCCUGGGACCCGCCACUCCGAUGCGAGCGCUGCUCCCUCCUGCUGCUCAACAACUCCAUCCACAGCACGGCGCGCAGCGUCUACUUCGUCUACGCCCAGGUCAGCGUCAGCGUCAGGAAACAACACCAGGCCAAAUCCGUGGCCCUGGUCAGGGACGCCACGCCCUAUAAGAAGGCCAAGACGCUGGUGAAGGUGCCGACCGUGGCGGGGGGCUCGGUGUGGCUGGGCAAGAUGGUCCGGCUGGCCAAGGGAGACAGCGUCAGCCUGAACAUCGCCGGAGAAUUCCAGCGGGAUGACACCUACUGGGGAGCCUUCCAACUGCACUAGCGCCGUGGUCCGGCUGGACCCGGUCUGCGUUCCAAACCGAGUCUUGGGCUGCGUCCGAA
This is a messenger RNA of Cololabis saira (Pacific saury), 761 nucleotides long. RefSeq lists its product as uncharacterized. The record is from RefSeq and is a predicted model, not a curated record. Gene Ontology annotation, molecular function: protein binding. The transcript is spliced from 7 exons. Lineage: Eukaryota; Metazoa; Chordata; Actinopteri; Beloniformes; Belonidae. Bases 1 to 702 code for a protein of 233 amino acids.